AUGCCAAUACCUGCCUCAAAUGACGAGACCUUGGACCCAGUAUGCAAGUUACCGCAAGAAGUUGGUCCUUGUCGGGCAGGCUUUCGCCGAUGGACCUAUGACCUCUCGAAGGGUCAAUGUGUUCAGUUCACCUACGGUGGGUGCAGAGGAAAUGCGAACAACUUCGAGACCAAGGAGGCAUGCGAAGCGAAGUGUGGAGGCGUACGUAAAGCCAAAGCGACAACCAACUGUGUACUCACAGCAACGCAUUUUGAGCAGUCCUUAAGAUUCACCAAAUACAUGGUUCGCUCGGUUGCAAACUGCGAGUUCAGUAUUCACGAACAUGGAACUCCAAAACAAAGCUUUGACGAGUGA
Molecule: messenger RNA, 354 nt
Organism: Mesocestoides corti
Lineage: Eukaryota; Metazoa; Platyhelminthes; Cestoda; Cyclophyllidea; Mesocestoididae
Source: the annotation of a GenBank genome assembly